UUAUUUUUCAGAUUUAAAGAAUAUUGACUCUUGUUGCCACUACACCUUUCUUAAUUCUCCUUCUGUUACAUUCUUGACACUCCUAAAAAAAUAAAAAAAAAGUAUUUUAUUAAUUUCAUCACCUCUUCUCAUAUUUUACUUCUUCAUAAAUAAAUUUCCCAUAUUUCCGUUUUUGGCCAUUUCUGGAUUUUGUUCCAAAGUUUAGAUUUUUUUCCAUAUUGGGUCUUGAAAGCUCGAUUUUUUCAUUGUGGGUUUCGAAUUUUUUAGUCAUUAUAUAUUUAAUAAUUUCCCAUUUUCAGCAUUUCUUGAUUUCUACUCCAAAGUGUAGAUUUUUUUUAAUUUUUUUUUUUUUCAUAUUGGGUCUUGAAAAGUUUUUUUUUUUUUUUUCAAUUUCGGGUCUUCAAUUUUUUCACUCAGUUUGGUGUAAUAAUUUCCCAUUUUCCACAUUUCUUGAUUUUGCUCCAAAGUUUAGAUUUUUUUCCAUAUUUGGUCUUGAAAAGUUUCAAUUUUUUUCAUUUUGGGUCUUUUUUUUUCUCAGUUAAUUGGUGUAAUAAUUUUCCAUUUUUCUGCAUUUCUUGAUUUUGCUUCAAAGUUUAGAUUUUUUUCCUUAUUGGGUCUUGAAAAGUUCAAAUUUUUCAUACUUGGUCUGGAAAUAAUUUCCCAUUUUCACCAUUUCUUGGUUUUGUUUUUAAAGUUUAGAUUUUUUUUCCAUAUUGGGUGUUGAAAAGUUUCAAUUUUUUUCAUUUUGGGUCCUUUUUUAGUCCCAUUUUCUCCAUUUCUUGGUUUUGUUCCAAAAUUUGGAUUUGUUUCUAUAUUAGGUGUUGAAAAGUUCAUUAUUUUCAUUGUGGUUCUUGAUCUUUUUAGUCAAUUUAGUGUAGUAAUUUCUCAUUUUUCCAAUGUGGUUUGAAUUUUGAUGCAUGUACAUAUGAAGAAUUUGUGUAUUGAUAGAUUUGAGGGGUUAAGGUAUUGGCUAUGAUUAGUGAAGUGGAGGUAAAAUGGAGGUUAGAUCUGAGAGUGAGGUACAUGUUAGAAGCGAGAAAGUACUACCAUUACAAGGGCAAAUGAUACAAAGGACUAGAUUAAAAGUUUUGUUUAUAAGAGUUUGUUCUAGUAUUUUGAUAUGGACUUGUUUGGUUCAACUUAUUGCUGUUUGGGAGCUUUAUCAACCACGUUUGUUUUCGGGUUUUGCUGUUCAUGUUGAACAGACUUUGCCUUCUCCUUUGCCUCUUGUUCCAGCUAGAAAUUAUACAAGUAAUGGGUUUCUUCAAGUGUCCUGCAAUGGUGGCUUGAAUCAAAUGCGUGCAGCCAUCUGUGACAUGUUGACUGUCGCACGACUUCUAAAUCUAACUUUGGUUGUCCCAGAGCUUGAUAAAACAUCUUUUUGGGCAGAUCCCAGCAAUUUUGAUGAUAUUUUUGAUGUGAAACACUUCAUCGAUUCACUAAGAGAUGAAGUUCGAAUAAUAAAGAGACUGCCAAAGAGGUUCAGCAGGAGAUAUGGAUACCAACCACUAGAAAUGCCUCCUGUUAGCUGGUCAAAUGAAAAGUACUACUUGCAACAGAUUCUGCCUCUCUUCAGCAAGCAUCAAGUAAUACAUUUCAACAGGACAGAUACUAGACUAGCAAACAACGGGAUUCCUCUUGAGCUUCAAAAACUCAGAUGUCGAGUGAAUUUCCAGGCACUGAAAUUCACUCCAGAUAUUGAGGCUUUGGGAGAAAAAUUGGUAAAGAUGCUUCAGGAGAGAGGGCCAUUUGUAGCAUUGCAUCUAAGAUAUGAGAUGGAUAUGUUGGCAUUCUCUGGUUGCACCCAUGGCUGCACUAAUGAGGAAGCUGAGGAGCUCAAACGGUUAAGGUAUGCAUUCCCUUGGUGGAGGGAGAAAGAGAUUGUAUCUGAAGAGAGGAGAUCUCAAGGAUUGUGUCCCCUCACCCCAGAAGAAGCAGCUUUGAUUCUGCAAGCAAUGGGUUUUGAAAAAGACGUACAAAUAUAUAUUGCAUCUGGUGACAUUUAUGGAGGUGAGCGGAGGCUUGCUGCUUUGAGAGCUGCCUUCCCAAAGAUUGUGAAAAAGGAGAUGCUGCUAGAGCCUGGGGAAUUGCGGCAUUUCCAGAAUCAUUCAUCUCAGAUGGCAGCUCUGGAUUUCAUAGUGUCAACUGCUAGCAGUGUAUUUGUUCCUACUUAUGACGGAAACAUGGCUAAAGUUGUUGAAGGUCAUCGUAGGUAUCUUGGGUUUAAGAAAACCAUUCGAUUGGAUCGGAAGAGACUGGUAGAUCUAUUAGAUUUGCAUCAAAACGGAACACUUACAAGGGAUGAGUUUACAGCUGCAGUGCGGCAGUUACAUGAGGGACGAAUAGGACAGCCAGCUCGACGUAGAGUUAUUGCAGAGAAACCAAAAGAAGAAGAUUAUUUUUAUGCAAAUCCACAGGAGUGUCUGUGUGAGAGUAAUACCUGUGAUGACUUGUUUGGCCCUGAGAAUUCAACCGUAGUCCAAUGAGAUAUGUCUUGCAUGGAUAGUUACUCCAUAGUACUGCACAGGCGUUUCAUGAAGAAAGCAAAGGGAAAGGCGUAAAGUUGUUGGUAGGCACACUCGAGAUCUGUUAGCAAAAGGCCAAAAUGUGGCCUUAGGUCAACGGGGCAUUUUGGGGAGGUGUUUUGUCAUAGAUAGGUAGUUUAUAACUGGGAGAAGCAAAGAGAAAAAGAAUGCAGAAACCAAAUGUCUCAUACUUAUCAAAAAGAAAAGAAGUGUCAUGUUACUGUAUUCAUUCAUUUUGUUCAUAUAUGUUUUUAUUAUCUCUUCUAGUUGGACAGUGUUGAUUGUACCUGAUACCACAGUAAUUUACAGGAAGAUGGCCCUUUUUACAAUCAA
Molecule: messenger RNA, 2858 nt
Organism: Capsicum annuum
Lineage: Eukaryota; Viridiplantae; Streptophyta; Magnoliopsida; Solanales; Solanaceae
Product: rhamnogalacturonan I rhamnosyltransferase 1
Exons: 8
Coding region: 996-2486 (496 amino acids)
Cellular component (GO): chloroplast; cytoplasm
Molecular function (GO): calcium ion binding
Source: RefSeq, a predicted model, not a curated record